Messenger RNA from Rotaria sordida, 279 nucleotides. Lineage: Eukaryota; Metazoa; Rotifera; Eurotatoria; Philodinida; Philodinidae. The record is from the annotation of a GenBank genome assembly.
AUGAUUGAAAAAAAUAAAUCAAUUCUCUUUCCUGCUGCACCAUUAUUAACAGUUAUAUUAGCAUUAAUUGAUAAGAAAAGAACUUUUUAUAUAAUUUUUAUUGUCUGGAUAUCUGAUCAAUAUGAUAGUAAACGUUGUCAUACACCAAUAAGCAAACGUCAUUGGGUUCGAUUUUUUAAUAUAUGUAUCAUUUUGGAUUUUAUGCAUAUCAUGCUCUUCUAUAAUGGUCAAUAUUCAGGUUUAACAUUAACAACACGUUGUUGUUUUAUUGUUGAUUGA